Molecule: messenger RNA, 635 nt
Organism: Sceloporus undulatus (fence lizard)
Lineage: Eukaryota; Metazoa; Chordata; Lepidosauria; Squamata; Phrynosomatidae
Product: high mobility group protein HMGI-C-like
Exons: 2
Coding region: 69-635 (188 amino acids)
Biological process (GO): regulation of DNA-templated transcription
Cellular component (GO): chromatin; nucleus
Molecular function (GO): transcription coregulator activity; DNA binding
Source: RefSeq, a predicted model, not a curated record
GGGAGAUCUUCCAAGAGCAGGACAAAUUUGUCCUAAGUCUGGAGGAUGUCCAGGCCCUCAAGAAACCAAUGGGAAAGCCAUUUCCUAAAAAACAAAGAGGAAGACCGAAAGGAAGCACAAACAAGAGUCCAUCUCAAGCAGCUCAGAAGGUGUCUUACAAUGAGCAAGCCAGGAAGCAGGAGGGGAACCAAAGAGGGGAAAAGCUGACAAACGGGCAAGUGAGUGGGCAGCCCCAGCAAGAGAAUGGAGUCAUGGUGAGGACACAAGGCGAAGGAGCCGGUCAGCCUUUGUCUUCUCCUGUGGCAGCAGCCCAGGAGCACAUUGCCAGCAGAAAACCAUUGCAGAGAGGACGCGGGAGACCUAGGAAGCACCCACAAGAACCAACAGGACAACCAUCUCUUAAAAGGCCAAGAGGAAGACCGAAAGGAAGUAAAAACAAGGGUCUAUCUCAAGCAUCUCAGAAGGAACAAACAGGAGACUCAUCUCCUAAAAGAUCAAGAGGAAGACCAAAGGAAGCAAAAACAAAAAUCCAUUUAAAGCAGUUCAGAAGGUGCCUUACAGCAAGUGAGGAAACCACCGAGCCAGCAGGCAUGAGGGGAGCAAGAGAGGAAAAAAGCCAGCAAACAGGGGAGUGA